CCCAAUGCGACAGGAGAGCAGAAAACCAAACCCACACAGAACACGGUCAGAGAGCUCAGAGGACUCGGACUGUCCCCCGAUCUGAUCAUGUGCCGCUGCGCCACGGCUCUGGAGAACUCGGUGAAAGACAAGAUCUCCAUGUUCUGUCACGUAGAACCUGAGCAGGUGAUCUGUGUGCACGACGUCUCCUCCAUCUACAAAGUCCCUCUGCUGUUGGAGCAGCAGGGCGUCUGUGGCUUUCUGACCCGGAGACUCAACAUGCCGAUGGAGACCCGGCCGCGACGCAUGCUCACCAAGUGGAAAGAGAUGUCCGACAGGUGA
Messenger RNA from Notothenia coriiceps (black rockcod), 321 nucleotides. Its product is annotated as CTP synthase 1-like. The annotation marks the transcript as partial. Lineage: Eukaryota; Metazoa; Chordata; Actinopteri; Perciformes; Nototheniidae. Gene Ontology annotation, cellular component: cytoophidium; cytoplasm. The transcript is spliced from 3 exons. The record is from RefSeq and is a predicted model, not a curated record. Gene Ontology annotation, molecular function: identical protein binding; CTP synthase activity. Gene Ontology annotation, biological process: CTP biosynthetic process; pyrimidine nucleobase biosynthetic process.